AUGGCCGGUGAGGUGACGAAGCGCGCAGAGAUGUCAAGGUUUGGUAGUCGAGCUCUUCGGCGGUGGGAUGACGAGGAUGAAUCUUAUGUUAACGAUCUAUUGAUCAUUGCCGGUCUUCUUGAGGGCUCGAAGAGAAACAAGCGGAAGAAAAAGUUCCAUGGAUCGUUGCCAGGUCGCCACAACGUGCCAAGGGACAUUCUGGGAGGUCACCAGCGCAUCUACCUGGACUACUUCGUUGACCAGUGUGUAUACAAUGAGAAACAUUUCAGAAGGAGGUUUCGGAUGUACAAGUCUCUCUUUCUACGGAUAGUCGCUGCAAUUGAGGCGCAUGACGACUACUUCCGUCAGAAGCCUGAUGCCGUUGGAAGUUUUGGUGCCUCUGCAUUACAGAAGGUCGUUGCUGCCUUUCGGAUGCUGGCCUACGGUAUUCCAGCUGACUUCCAGGACAUCAUCGAGUGUUUGAAACGUUUUGUGAAAGCUGUUGUCGAAGUCUUUGGUGAAGAAUACUUGAGGGCCCCCAAUGCCCAGGACAUAUCCAGGUUGCUGGCAAUUAAUAAUGCAAGAGGGUUCCUAGGAAUGCUUGGUUCAAUUGAUUGCAUGCACUGA
Messenger RNA from Panicum virgatum (switchgrass), 606 nucleotides. RefSeq lists its product as uncharacterized. NCBI's taxonomy places the organism in Eukaryota, Viridiplantae, Streptophyta, Magnoliopsida, Poales, Poaceae. The record is from RefSeq and is a predicted model, not a curated record. The coding region runs from base 1 to 606 and encodes 201 amino acids. The transcript is spliced from 2 exons.